This is a messenger RNA of Colletotrichum costaricense, 462 nucleotides long. RefSeq lists its product as uncharacterized. NCBI's taxonomy places the organism in Eukaryota, Fungi, Ascomycota, Sordariomycetes, Glomerellales, Glomerellaceae. Bases 1 to 462 code for a protein of 153 amino acids. The record is from RefSeq and is a predicted model, not a curated record. The transcript is spliced from 3 exons.
AUGGAUUCGCGAGGCAGUGAGCAGCCUGGUGAUCUGUCCCCCGAGUCCCGAACGGACGUUGUGGGACGAUGGUGGAUUCUCUUUGUGACCGGACAUCGACCAGUCACUUUGUCCAUGUACGUUGAUGUCAUGUCUAGACACGAACGACGCCUGUCGCGCUGUGUCCUCCUUGCCUCCGAGGGAAAGGGAAAGAAAGAAAAAGGCUUCAUCUUUACAAACGAACACUGGGUCCGGAUGCCGCCCGCUGGUGGCCGCGGAGGGCUGGGCUCCAAGAGAGUUUUGUCGUUGAUCGACGCCUGCAUGCCGCCGCCGACUAGUCCCCUUUUUGCCCAUCUUUUGCCCAAGAACGGGUGCGAUGAAUACUGUCUCGGCGGCGCGGAAUGGUCAACUACUGUCCCCGCGAACCGCGAAAGCGAUGCCAUUGGUCCGCUCACACACAACCUCUUGCAACACCAGAUAUGA